AUGGCCGGGAAUCCGCCCUCGGAAUCGUUGGCAAGCAACGAAGAGGCAGCGUCUCUCUACCAUGAGGACAUUAUUCCCGAAUCGACUAGUGAUGAUCUUCUCUCCGUCAUGCCUGGUAGCAGCUUCCCUGUGGAUGCGUUCUGCAAAACAGCUGAGACUACCAUCGCGGGAGAGGGGUGUUUUUGGACAUCGACACUCUUUCCUCUCUCUGACAGAUGUCCAAAAACGCCCCCCUCCCGCGAUGGUAUCUUCAUAGACCCUUCCCAUGAGUCUAUUGUUCCAAGAGACCUUAUUACGUCAUACUUCGAAGCAGAGUGUGAUGUUUCCAAACUGGAGAUAUUGGAAGACAUCAUGAAUUACUUCCAAGAUCCAUCACCUGGGAAAAGACGGGAAACGUUCAUCGUUUCACCAUUCAACGACAGGAUCAACUUCCUCGUGAGAUAUAGUGCCCAUUCUCAUGCGCGGAGCUUGACGAUCCUCGGACCAUCCGACGUGAUAAGAAACGUGCCGGCAUGGCUGGUACAACUCAUUGAUACCAUAUUCUGUAUCAUGCGUCUCCGGGUGUCCGGCUUUGAGCCUAAGGUGUUCAGCUGGUUCUUGGAUCAGCAGCGCCUUGGGCUCACGCUGCUUGCUCAACUCGGGCGAUUUGUCCACCUCGGCACAGACCCAUCAGAUAUUCAAUCUCUCUCGAUGUUUCCCGCAAUAGAAGACAUUCGCAACGACGGUUUCUGGGGUUUUGCUGGUACGGGGUCCAGGAGCCAGCUUCACGGUGGUCGCCUUGGCUUCGUGGGCUGUUCCGAGUCCAUGGGGGAGGGCGAUUUAGCAGACGAUGAGGGUCAAGGGCCCCAGGCUCAGCCUCGUUCCCGCGCUCGUUCUCGCUCGCCACCUUUCCUUUGUCGGAGCAGCCGCCUCAAGCGGAGAAGGGUUGACUAUUCUGAAGGGUCCGAUAUCGACAUAGACUUGCGAGCCAAGAGCAGCAGUCACGACGAUAAGGACGACCUUUACAACGAUGUUGAGCAGGAAUCUGACCAGAGUUACGGGGCACAAUCCGAUACUGCCGAAUUCUCUUCACAAGAAGACAGCGUUCUGGAUGCCUAUGCGAAGGCACCUGUGAAGGCCAGGGCCACACCCGUCGUACCCACGUUUACCGAAACCGACCUGAUUUUCCCAUUGACUCAGCCCGACGACUUGAAACUAGCGGUCCUCUUUGCCGCUUCAAUCCAGGUAGCACAACUGCAAACGCUGGUGUACUACAGCUGUAAGGAAGCCAGUUAUUGCUUGGCAACCGCUGCGAUUGACUGGGUCUCGGUCUCCAUAGUGGCAGAAGGGCUCGCUCCCAGCGAUCUCAAGGGUCUAUAUGGUCCUGAAGUCUGCAGCCAGUUGUAUGAGUCUGAUGAACAUGCUGAGUUCAGGCGCAAGGCUCUGCUGGGACCAAACUGGGAGAGGCUCAGAGGUAUAUCCUCUUUCGAAGGCAUGCAACCACAGGAAGGGGACCCUUUUGGCCUUAAUGAUGUGGAUACAGGUACCUGUGGCAGAUGCCGGGCUUUCAUACACAGACUCGCCGAACACGAAUCGUCGUGUGUUGGGCGCUGCCUCGCGUGCGUCAACUCCAAUAGUCCUUGCGUGCGCCCGGUGGGAAAGAAGACUUGCGUCACUUGUCCUACACCCGGAAAAUGCAGAGACCCAUCGCACGAAUACAGAGCAAAGCCAAAGUGGUCGGAGCAAUGUUAUAUGUGCCUGCAGUUUGUGGAAAACAUCUAUUCUCACGUCCGAGAGUGUCGUGGUCGAUGCCAGAACUGCAUUGCAAGAAAGGUGCCUUGCACGCGAGGAAACUUUGCAGGAAACCACAAAUGCAAAGGCUGCAACGCCGAAGAUCAAGAUUGUGGUAACUUUUCGCACGACAAGAGAGGGACUUGCAAGAAAUGUAAGGCUCCAGUGCGCGACAUGAGAGCUCACAGGCCAAAUUGUCAGGGCAAAUGCGGUGUCUGUUCUGAGGCAGGGAUUCCCUGCGUUCGGCCUCGGCUGUCCAGGACUUGCGAAGAGUGCAGUCGUCUCGGAAAGGGGCCUUGCAAAGACUUCACCCACCCGAAACCGCAAAAGACGUGCCCGAUAUGUUGGUGCGAUUACACUCAUCAGCAGCACAAACGCCAGUGCCGCAAGAGAUGCACAGAGUGCGUUGCAGAUGACAUACCCUGCAAGCGUGAAAAGGGAAAACGGUGUUGCAAUAACUGCCUAGCAAAGAAAACCACCUGCAAAGUUAAAGACAAACUAGCAUGCAUGGUUCCGUGCCGUUUUUGUGGGAGAGAAUACAUCAAAAGCAUGAUUAAAGGCCACGAAAAGCGUUGCCCUGGUAAGUGCAGCAACUGCAAGGACGCCAGGGACGAUGAAGGUCAUGAGAUUGUCUGUUUCCACCCUCCCUCUACUUCAAGAAAGCCAUGCAAAAGAUGUGUGGAGAUGGGAGAUGAUCUAGAUCGUGGCUGCGAUGGCGGCUGGAGACGAUCUAGGCAUCGGGGGUGCAAGACUGGGGAUGAGGUCGACGAGGAGGAUGACGAGACCAGUGAGCAUGCAGAGACAGACGAGGACAGCGAGAGUUGCGAUUGA
Molecule: messenger RNA, 2601 nt
Organism: Fusarium mangiferae
Lineage: Eukaryota; Fungi; Ascomycota; Sordariomycetes; Hypocreales; Nectriaceae
Exons: 2
Coding region: 1-2601 (866 amino acids)
Source: RefSeq, a predicted model, not a curated record